AAAGAGAUUUUCUUGAAGAAUUUAGCAGCGUUUUCUAAAUUCAAAAUACUCAGUUUUUUGGUAACUUACUGAAUUAGCAAAAGCAGAGAUUCUUUGCUGAAACAAUUUCAUACAUUUAAAUACUUAAAACACAACUCCUUGGUUUAUAUAUAUAUAUAUAUAUAUAUAUAUAUAUAUAUAUAUAUAUAUAUAUAUAUAAGAAUAUAUAUGUGUGUGUGUGUGUAUGACGAUAAAAGCAUCUUCUGUGUUGCUCCCGGAAUAGUGAAAGUGAAGUUUCAUCAUAUUUCGACAGGAAGAACUAUUGCCAAAUUUUCUCUAAUUCUUAUUUGACCUGGUUCAAAUAUGUCACGUGGUUACAAUGCUUUCGUUCGAGGCAGUCGACGCUCGUUUUCUCUAGCAACCAACAUGGUGACGACGACGACGACGAUGAUGAUGAUGAUGAUGAUGAUGAUGAUUAUAUCUGUGAUGAUUCUUCCAUGCUCGUCACUCAAUCGUGUUGAAAUGACAAGCCUAAAACCAUUCGAAGGAUUUGGGGAAGAUGGACCAACUCAAAUGAAUAUAACAUGUCACCUUGAAGCAGAAGACUUAUCAUUCUUCAGACUCAGACGUAACAAUGAAGUCGUUGUUGAUAUUGGUUUCCACGAUGGUAUGGGGUUUUUUGAACUUGUUCGUGCUCUGAAUGGUUUCGACUGCAACUUACCGCAAUCGAGAACAAUUAAUGGAGUAUUAAAAUGCUGGAAAGAAAAUCUAGAUUGCGCUGAUGCAGGAUCCUAUACGUGUGAGAUAUCGGAUGCAAAGAGGUCCAAAUCAAGGAUGCUAAAAGUGAAAUCUUUUGUCAAAAGGCUUGACCAUAUUAAUACACCUUUAGAGACGAAGGAGGAGAAGAAGGAGGAGAAGAAGGUGUCUACCUUCAGCUGUUUGGUAUAUGCUUCUCCAGAUGCUGACAAAACUGUCACCUUUAGAUGGACUGUAAAACAUAAGAUUAAAAACGCUAAACCACAGAUGACAGACAAGAAAAUACUUCUUCCGAAAACUGACCAACAUUGCGUACCAGUACAGUCGCUAUUUAAACACGCGGUAACUGAUGAAGACAAAAAUGGAACAAGUAUCUCAUGUUCGGCAUUUGGGAGAACACUUUCAGAAGACGUGAAUAUCUACGGUGCAAGAUCUGGCAGCCCCAUUUCUGCUCUACUACAUACAGCAUGGUUUUCUGUCUCCAGACUUUCUCUUCUCUUUCUGGCUCUUGCAAGUUGCCGCUAGCAUCAUCCCGUUUUUGCUCCAGUAAUUAUAAAGAAGGUUUGUUUUCCCAUCUUAUUCCUUCUAAUCUCGCUUCUC
Molecule: messenger RNA, 1335 nt
Organism: Octopus sinensis (East Asian common octopus)
Lineage: Eukaryota; Metazoa; Mollusca; Cephalopoda; Octopoda; Octopodidae
Exons: 5
Coding region: 343-1260 (305 amino acids)
Source: RefSeq, a predicted model, not a curated record